This is a messenger RNA of Metschnikowia bicuspidata var. bicuspidata NRRL YB-4993, 3711 nucleotides long. RefSeq names its product TORC2 complex subunit (gene TSC11). The transcript is spliced from 2 exons. Gene Ontology annotation, biological process: TORC2 signaling. Gene Ontology annotation, cellular component: TORC2 complex. The record is from RefSeq and is a predicted model, not a curated record. Lineage: Eukaryota; Fungi; Ascomycota; Pichiomycetes; Serinales; Metschnikowiaceae. Bases 1 to 3711 code for a protein of 1236 amino acids.
AUGUGUCCUCCGGGCCAUGGCGCCAAUUUCUCAGACACCAGACCUGGGCACAGGUCGGCAGAGCGUGCCGACAAAAUUGCCGGGCUCGGCAUCCUCUCUAUAGACCCGGCGUUAGCACGCCAAAGAGCGUACACCAUAGACAGCCUCAACAUCAGCCCGAUCGAGAAUUCCGGGCUCGCACGGCAGUUGCCUGAUUUGGGCGAAACUGCGGCCGCAGGGCCCGGCAGCCGGAACGAGCCCACCGCGGAUCCUGAGCACACGAUGAACCUCGAGAAAGCAACCUGGGAGUUCUCGGACAUUCUCCAGAGCAUCUCCGGAAAAGACCGGGACGACCUCCCCGGGCUUCUCGAGAAAUGCAAUCGGCUCGUGCCGCUACUAGCCAUUCAUCCGUCGCUCAAGCAGGAAGUGGUGAUCGAAAACGUGAUGUUCAAAGUCCAGUUCAUGCUCUACGACUCCCGCGCCCAGGCACGCGCCGCGGCGUACCGCGUCCUCCGCCACGCGCUGGCCACGCCUGACGCCUUGCUCCACCUCGUGCGGCUGAAACUCUUGAUAUUCAUCAUUGUGUCUCUUCUGACGCCAACGCCAUUGGUGGAGAAGGAACAGGCCCUCAAACUCGUGCGGGAGUUCGUAAACAUCCCCGGCGGCGUCAACUACUUGAGCGUGGGUGUUGUCAAGGCGUUGGUGGCCUACGUGGAGCACGAGAGCGACGAUACUCAGCACGCGGGGUCUGAGGAAUGGGGCUCGCACGAGUCAGAGGCGUUCAUGCGCAUGUGCAUCGAGACCAUCAGCGAGAUUGCAGUUUUGAACCCAGACAUUGUGUUUCACGGUGGCGGGCUCCGGCUCCUUAUCAGCUUGACCAUCAACGGAGCCACGGAUAUUUCGGUGUCGUGCUUGCCCAUGCUUCUCACCCUUCUUGACAUGCCGCACUCUCGGCUAUUUCUUCGAAACGGUGCUGACUUGGACUGCCUUAUGUCUGUAUUCACUUUGUUUGACGACGACGAUGCCCAAGGCAAAGCGCUGCACCUGAAAAAGUACCACACCAAGGCCUUGAAGAUGUCCUUCGUGCUCUCGUGCUUCUUGAAAACGUGGCUGGGCCUCAUCUGCUUCUCCCGCGACAACUUCGACCCGGUCCGGAUGUUGCUCAGCAAUUUGAGGAAACGCAACUCGCGUCUUUGCAGCAUUUUGCUUGACCUUCUACUAGACGUGCUCCGCAUCAAAAGUUUGCCGUGGCUCGAGGACUCUGCAGUGGGCGACCUUUUGGCCCUGGCGCAGAUGCCCCACAGCAACGCCAGUAGCCCGAAGUCGACUCCAGUGGUUUCUUUCGAGUUCCAGGAAAUGGACCCCCGCAGCUUCGAGCAUGGUGUCAUAUCGCACUAUCAAGGAUUGCUCUCGAAAGUCUUGAUCAACUGUGGGCUCGUUCCCCUUCUCUUCAACAUUGUCAACGAGGACAGAGAUACGGCCAACACAACCAAGGCCACCACGUUGCUAACCAACAUCCUUGACUUGUGCUCAAAAUAUUUACCCCUGGAGUUCUACAGCACGCACAUUUUGCAAGCUUACACCACUAAUCUAAGCCUUGCUUCGCUAAGCAAAAUCGAGGCUGCAACGCGCAUGCGCCAGCGCCCGAAUACUACCAAGAAGACUGCUGACGUACGUCUUGCUAUGCGUGACUUGGUCCAAAAACUGCGUAUCAAUAUGAAAGAUGAUUCAUUCAAGGCGCUAAUUGCCGGGUCAAAGCUUCUCACAAUGAAGGAGUUCGACGACUGGAACUGGUCGCUCCUCUUGCAGAUUUUUCAAGGCCCGCUUCGCCUUUCCUCGCGUUUCUGCGAGCUACAGGAGAAAUAUCCAAAGUUCCUCAAAACUAUGCUCUCUUUCUUGCGCCCGUUCAAAUAUCGCUUCAGCUCCUUACCCGUGAGUGCAAGUUCCAAGUACCCCAAGAUUCGCAAGCCUAAGCAAAUAAUGCUUGUGGCGUGUCAGCUUAUCGAAGCCCUUCUAAACACAGAGGAAGGCAGCAAGGUUUUGGCAACCAACAAGCUCAUGCCGCAACUCGCGGAGAUUUUUGCGCAGGUGGACCCAUACAGUGGCAUCAGCAGUGCAGAUCCAAUUUUGGCCAAGCGCAGAUUAGAGUAUUCGCUAUCGGUGGGGUAUGUGAAGAUAGUGGGUGUGAUGUCCGCCCACCCUAGGGGAAUCGAAAUUUUGGGCCAAUGGCAGUUGUUCCACAUGAUGAGCAAUAUCAUUGACAGCAGCAUCAAAGAUGAAGCCAACAACUUUCUCAUUUUCAACAUCUUACAGAACCUAAACUAUACGCGCAAAGGCCACGCUCGACUUAUCCUCGCUAAGGCGCUUAGUAUAUCCAACUGGAAAGUGAAGGUGUAUGCACUAGAGAAUGUAUUUCCUUUGCUUUGUGCCCUUGAAGGGUGUGAGCAGCUAUAUGUUCUCAGCUUGGUCAAUCUUCUUCACGACGAGAACGACUCUGUUACGAGCAUGUCGGUUGAGUACUUAUACGAGUACUUUAUUGUUAAAAAUAAGCGUGAACUCAUCGAUGUUCUUGUGGAGUGCAAACCCAGCAUCAUGGUUCUUGAACAAAGUGAACAUGGCCAUGUACUCCUCUUGACGUUUUGCACGACGUCGAAGGGUUUCAAAUACCUCGAGGAAAAUGGGUAUAUCGAGGAAAAGUUCACACAAAGCCUCGAGCAACUCAAAGGGCUUGAUUUUUUGACAGCUGUGGAGGAUUCGCUCCGACACCUUUUGUUCCCGUAUGUGUCAUCAUUCUCAGAAGCAAAAGUCAGGGUGGGCCCUUCAUUGCACCAUUUCUUCCACUACUUGCUAGCCACAGAAGAAGGUUUUACUUACUUCAAUUCUCGCAGGUCGUACAUUGACGAGGCAGUGGCGAAUAUUAGAAGUCUUUGUCAAUUGCUAAACAUUGUCAAAGGCAUUGAUGACGCUCACGAAUAUGAUGGCGGAAGAACCAGUACACAUGACGACGAAUAUUUGUUGAAAAGACUCAAGCAGUACAUUUGGAUGGUUGGCGAGAUUGCAUCAUCUAAUUACGGUAUACAAAUUUUGGAGCCCGUCUACAGCUCCACUCCAGGGGGCGCGCAUAUAGCAGAGACUCUAUCGCUCAUCUUCGAAGAGGCCAGUCACUGGCAGCUUCGUGGGUUGGCAUUUUUUCAGCUUGGAAAAAUGGCUGGGACGGUCGAAGGCGUGGAGAUCUUAGAUGACUUGCAGUGGAUUUCGUUUGACUCUGGUGAGAAAUUCAAUGUUUCUCUCGCGUAUCCAAAAUUCAUGCAGGGCGAAGGAUUCACCAAAGUGGAGAUUUUGAAUCCUUAUAAAGACGUCAGCUAUUACUCGCUAUUUGGGAACGACACGGAAAUGCACGUGAGCGGAAAUCUUGAUUUGGAGGACGAAAUAGUCAUCGAAAGCUACGAGGAGAUCGACGACAAGAUCUUAACUCUUUUCAACUAUCUAAGCUCAGUUUUGGGUCGCAUUGAGCGAAAGGCAACAAAGGAGCUUCUCCGAAUUAAGACAGAAAGCCCGCAAGUAUUCAGCAAUACCAACUUAUUCUUGAAAACAAUCCGGCUAGUCGACAAGGGCAAGUUUAAGUAUCGCACGAGGAUGUUCAUUUUUGACUUGUUUCAUCCCAUGAAGAUCUUGGAGGGACUUGUGAAGAAAGAUAGGAAAACUUCGAGCGUGAAGAGACUAGCUGUGUGA